GCAACUUCAUCCACCUCCGUCCUACUCAACCGCCCCCCUCGCGCGACUCCCGCAAUACCGCCAUCAUGUCUUGGUUCGGCGUCGUCCCCUUCAAGAAGUUCCCGGCUCCUUUCCUGAAGCCUUACUGGCCUUUCUUUGCCGCCGGCCUGGUUAUUGCCUAUGGCGCCAACUCUGCCCAGAACGCCAUGAUGGCCUCCGACGAGUGGAAGAACGACCCUCGCAACCCCAACGCCAAGACUGCGGGCAACAAGGCUCACUAAAUCGCAUAAAAAGGGAAAAAAUGGAUUGCGAAGGAAACAGGUGGAGGAAGGGAUAUAUACUCGGACGACUCGAGAGCAUGCGGCGUGAUAGUCUCGCUGCACUGUAUCAUAGACUCGCAUUCAGGGCUGAAUAGACCUUUGUGAAGAAC
Trichoderma virens Gv29-8 is the source of this 409-nucleotide messenger RNA. RefSeq lists its product as uncharacterized. The transcript is spliced from 4 exons. Lineage: Eukaryota; Fungi; Ascomycota; Sordariomycetes; Hypocreales; Hypocreaceae. The record is from RefSeq and is a predicted model, not a curated record. Gene Ontology annotation, molecular function: proton transmembrane transporter activity. Gene Ontology annotation, biological process: proton motive force-driven ATP synthesis. The coding region runs from base 66 to 260 and encodes 64 amino acids.